AUGAAGUUCCUGGCAAUCUGCAUUUUCCUGAUCUUCGCCCUGGUGGCCGUGCAGGCAAAUCCCGGUGGCCACCACGGUGGUGGUCGUAGUGGCUACGGUCCUGGUGGUGGUGGUGGCUUCGGUCCUGGUGGUGGUGGUGCCUACGGUCCUGGUGGUGGUGGUGGUGGUGCCUCCGCCACUGCAAAUGCCAACGCCCAGGCCGACAGCCGUGGAGGCGGACCUUCAUCCGCAGUUGCAAACGCAAACGCCGUCGCCACCUCGCAGUAUUAGACGGCCAUCAAAAGGAUUGGAUCCUGGAAGGAAUCCCAGCCACACACGAGGAUAGGAUCCCGGAAGGAAUAACAACUGGACUCUCGAAACCGCCUUGAAAAGUGGGCACGUCUACCGACAGGCCUCCCAACUCAAAGCGAAUCAAUAAAUGCUCAAUAUUCGGAAA
This is a messenger RNA of Drosophila ficusphila, 436 nucleotides long. Its product is annotated as glycine-rich cell wall structural protein 2-like. The coding region runs from base 1 to 270 and encodes 89 amino acids. The transcript has a single exon. The record is from RefSeq and is a predicted model, not a curated record. Lineage: Eukaryota; Metazoa; Arthropoda; Insecta; Diptera; Drosophilidae.